AUGAGAAAGUUUCCGUGGGGUCUUCGCGCUUAUGACGAGCUGCUUGCUUCCAUAUUAAAGGCAAGGACCGAUUUGCAUCUGAAGAACAGCUACGUUUUGGAUGGAUUCUCAUAUGCGUUUCAGAUAUGGAUCAUGGAGGCAGUCCCAGACAUUGGUACUAUGGUGGCUAAGAAGUCAAAAAAAAACAUUGUCAAGGUGAGGUGUAGAAAUUGGGCAGGAAGUGGAAAAGUAUCUUAUCAAGAUAUCAUCAGCCUAGAAUCCCACUUUGACAAGGGAGAGUUGUUUCCAUUUAUAUCAUCAAGUGGGAAGUUGGGUGUGAUUGAUGAUCCUGAGUUCAAAAGAGAAGAUGAGAAGAAGGACGAAAGAGUUGAUAUGAUUGUUGAUAUGAUCAAAGCCAAUCAUGACUGGAGGGAAUUCGUUUGGGAAGUUGAGUCUCUGCCAACAAACAAUCUAUUUUCUGACGAAGAAGAAGACGAGGUUGAAGAUGAAGAUGUCACGGAGCCGCCUAUUGUUGCAGAGAAGCCGACAGCUGCUGUCAAGAGCGCGAAGCGUAAGCGCCAUGACCCUGGUGUGGAGUCUCGGAAGAGAGAACUCCUAUGUCAACGAGCAGCUGAACAUAAGAGUGGUGUCUCCGGUGAAAUGAAGACCUUUAUUCAGGG
This is a messenger RNA of Eruca vesicaria subsp. sativa (arugula), 659 nucleotides long. Lineage: Eukaryota; Viridiplantae; Streptophyta; Magnoliopsida; Brassicales; Brassicaceae. The record is from the annotation of a GenBank genome assembly.